Mandrillus leucophaeus (drill) is the source of this 1882-nucleotide messenger RNA. RefSeq names its product interleukin 15 receptor, alpha (gene IL15RA). Gene Ontology annotation, cellular component: plasma membrane. Gene Ontology annotation, biological process: interleukin-15-mediated signaling pathway. NCBI's taxonomy places the organism in Eukaryota, Metazoa, Chordata, Mammalia, Primates, Cercopithecidae. Gene Ontology annotation, molecular function: interleukin-15 receptor activity. The record is from RefSeq and is a predicted model, not a curated record. The coding region runs from base 1 to 1167 and encodes 388 amino acids. The transcript is spliced from 8 exons.
AUGGUAGCCUGGAAGAAUCUAAGGAAGCGAGGCGCAGAGUUGAAGCACUGUGGCUCCUCUCCCCCGUCACCCCACUCGGCCCCCUCUCCUAAUAUGAGGCAUUUUCUGGGGGAGCAAAGCUGCAGCAGGAAUUCGGCGAAGUGGCAGAGCUGGGACCCCAGCGGGCGCCGGGCGCCGCGGGAGCCAGCAGGUGGCGGGGCCUGCGCUCCGCCCGGGCCUGAGUGCACCAGGCAGGUGCCAGCGGCUCCGCACCGCGGCGACACCACCGCCGGCACUCACCCAGGCCGGCAGCUCAGAACCGAGCGCAGGGCCCCGGAGGGAGACCAGGAAAGUCGAAGGCGGAGCAGCUGGAGGCGACCCGCGCGGGGCAACUGGGGACACCAGACCGAGUGCACGCUGGAGGUCCCGGAGCACGAGGAGCGCGGAGGACCGGGAGGUUCCCGGGCUUGCGUGGGCAUCACGUGCCCUCCCCCAGUGUCCGUGGAACACGCAGACAUCCGGGUCAAGAGCUACAGCUUGUACUCCAGGGAGCGGUACAUUUGUAACUCCGGUUUCAAGCGUAAAGCCGGCACGUCCAGCCUGACUGAGUGCGUGCUGAACAAGGCCACGAACAUCGCUCACUGGACAACUCCCAGUCUCAAAUGCAUUAGAGACCCUCUCCUGGCUCGCCAAAGGCCAGCGCCACCCUUCACAGUAACGACGGCAGGGGUGACCCCACAGCCAGAGAGCCUCUCCCCUUCUGGAAAAGAGCCCGCAGCUUCAUCUCCCAGCUCAAACACCACAGCGGCCACAACAGCAGCUAUUGUCCCGAGCUCCCGGCUGACGCCUUCCACAUCACCUUCCACAGGAACCACAGAGCUGGGCAGUCAUGAGUCCUCCCACGGCCCCUCCCAGACAACAGCCAAGACCUGGGAACUCACGGCAUCCGCCUCCCAGCAGCCGCCAGGUGUGUAUCCACAGGGCCACAGCGACACCACUGUGGCUAUCUCCACAUCCACCGUCCUGCUGUGUGGACUGAGCGCUGUGUCUCUCCUGGCAUGCUACAUCAAGUCAAGGCAAACUCCCCCGCCGGCCAGCAUUGAAAUGGAAGCCAUGGAGGCUCUGCCGGUGACUGGGGAGACCAGCAGCAGAGAUGAAGACUUGGAAAACUGCUCUCACGACCUCUGAAACUCGGGGAAACCAGCCCAGCUAUGUCCGGAGUGAAGGAGCCUAUCUGCUUUAGCUAAAGACGACUGAGAAGAGGUGCAAGGAGGUGGGCUCCAGGAGCAAGCCCACCAGGCCUCUCAGACGUCCCAGCAGGAUCUCACGGACUGCGGGGUCGGCGCUUCCUGCGCGGGGAAGCAGGUUCUCCGCCUUCCCAUGGGCACCACCUGCCUGCCUCGGAUCCAGGGCCCAGCUUCCCAGGAGAGACCAAAGGCUUCUGGGCAAGGGUUUUAUUUUAUUACAGUGUGAGCUGCCUGGAAUACUUGUGGUAAUGAAAUAAAACCCCUGCCCCGAACCUUCUGUCCCUCAUCCUGACUUGCAGUUCACAGAGAAAAGUGACAAACCUGAAGCUCUCUGUCAACUACAAGGCUCCUCCUGGCAUGGGAGGUGUCUCCAGGGAAGACACCAGCACUGGGGCUUCUAACCACCCUGUCUCCAGCUGCUCUGCACACACAGACAGGGACCCGGGAAAGGUGGGAGAGAUGCUGAGCCAAGCGAAUCCUCUCCAUCAAAGGAUCCGCAAAGAAGAAACCUCAACUCAGUGCCAUUUUAAAUAUAUAUGUGUUUAUAUUUAUACUUCCUUGUCUAUUAUAGCUACACAUUAUAUAUGAUUUGUAUUUUGACAUUGUACCUUGUAUAAACAAAAUAAAAUGUCUAUUUUCAAUAUUUUUAAAAUGCA